CUGUCAACCGGGCUAAUUCAUCCAGAAGAACACAGGGUACAGCUCCAUGUUCAUCAUUCCAUCAUAAUGAGAGGCGCCCCUGGUCUGAGCUGAAGUGGUCCUAGCCCAGUGCAGCUCAUGGUGGCUGCAGCCCAGGAGUUGGAUGAGCUCUGCUACCUCUCAGCUCAGUCCUUACCCAGUCUGAAGGUGUCUGAACACUUCCAUGUGAUCAAAAAGCUCGGAGAAGGCUCCUACGGCAAAGUGAUGCUGGCAGUGCACAAGAAAAGAGGAUCCCCAAUGGCUCUUAAGUUCUUUCCUCAAGAGACCACUACACUGGCAUCUUUUCUGCGCGAGUACAACCUGUCCCUGUCUUACUGCACCCACCCGUCCCUCACCCGGGCGCUGGGCAUCUUCUUCUCCACCACAGACUACUACGUGUUUGCUCAACAGGCCGGGCUCUACGGUGACCUCUACAGUGUCAUCGUGUCAGAGGUUGGUUUGGCGGAGGAGCGUAUUCAGGGGGUCAUGGCCCAGCUGAGCGGAGCAGUCACUCACCUCCACUCCCUCGGCUUCGUCCACCGCGACAUUAAACCUGAAAACAUCUUCCUCUGCGACAGCUCAUGCAAAUGGGUUAAACUAGGUGACUUUGGCCUGGCACGGGCUGUGGGAUCCACUGUCCGGGCAGUGUGGUACGAAUCCCCGUUCUGCACCCCUGAAGUGGAACCAGCUAAGGAGGCGGAGAAGGAGUUUGAGCGGAGGAAAGCAGAAGGCACGGAAGAUGAGAUGGAAGACAUAUGGAUCACGGUUGAACCCAGUAUUGAUAGCUGGGCUUUGGGUGUGCUGACCUACUGCCUGCUAACUGGUUGUUUCCCUUGGGAGGAAAGCACACUUGACGACCGUGGUUAUAAAAGAUACAAGCAGUGGUUUGAGAUGGAGAAAGAGAGAGCUCAUGACAAAACAGACUGCUACAAAACCAUGGAGCAACAUUACAAGAAUAACCCACCCCCCUCACAGUUCAGAGGUAUCAGUCCUCUCGCUAUGGCCCUGUUUAAAGAGCUGCUAACCCCAGACCCCAAAGAGCGCAGUAAUCCGGAGGAGAUCCUGAGCUACCUGGGCGGUCCCUGGCUCCGAGACAGUGAGAGGGAACAGAGAAGGAGGGCAGAGGAGGCACAGAAAGAGGCGCAGAAGAUCAGAGACACUGCGGGUUUGAAGGAGGAGCUGCUCAGGGAGGGCAAAGGAGAGAGAUAAAUCUAUACUGCACUUGUAUAAGCUCUUAUGUACUGUACACUAAA
Molecule: messenger RNA, 1271 nt
Organism: Boleophthalmus pectinirostris (great blue-spotted mudskipper)
Lineage: Eukaryota; Metazoa; Chordata; Actinopteri; Gobiiformes; Gobiidae
Gene: sbk3
Product: SH3 domain binding kinase family, member 3
Exons: 5
Coding region: 118-1227 (369 amino acids)
Biological process (GO): peptidyl-threonine phosphorylation; peptidyl-serine phosphorylation
Molecular function (GO): ATP binding; protein serine/threonine kinase activity
Source: RefSeq, a predicted model, not a curated record